AUGGGAAAAGUAUUAAUACUUUUUUUAUUUGUAUUAUUAUUAAUAACUUUUAUUAAUUGUACUAAUAAUAAAAUAUUAAACAAUGAAAACUCUUCAAAUGAAGAUAAUGUAAUAAAUGUAUUUUUAAUUCCACACUCUCACUGUGAUUUAGGAUGGGUACAAACACUAGAAGAAUAUUAUUCAGAAAAUGUAACAGUAAUUUUAGAUAAUGUUAUAAAUACAUUAAUUAAAGAUUCAAGUAAAAAAUUUAAUUGGGCAGAGAUUUAUUAUUUUGAAACAUGGUGGAAUGAACAAUCAUCAUUCCUCCAAGCUCAAGUUAGGAAUUUAGUAAACAAUGGACAAUUAUAUUUUGUUGGUGGUGGUUGGGCACAAAAUGAUGAGGGUGCAACUCACUAUCAAGCAGUUAUCAAUCAAAUGACAUUAGGCCACCAAUUUUUGUUAUCAGAAUUUGGCGUGGUUCCAGAGAUUGGCUGGCAGAUUGACCCCUUUGGACCAUCAACUUUAACAGCCACACUCUUCUCAUUGAUGGGGUUCAAAUACCAUGUUAUCAAUAGAAUAGAUGAACGUAUUAAAUAUAUAUACAAUGAUACACCCGACAUUGUGGGAUCGGGUUGGAUGACGACUGACAGGUCCUUCGAGUUCCAGUGGUAUCCAUCGCAUAAUGACCAAGAGCUGUCCAUUUUCACACAUGUGUUAGACCACCAUUAUAACUCGCCCUAUUUGAUAUACCCAAAUGCAAGCAACCCAAAUCAGUCGUUAACUACCGGGUUCGAUUUCGAGUCUGAUCCCACACAAAAUCCGCCCAUCAAUCAAUCCAAUAUCUACGAGAGGGCAGCUGUAUUUGUGGAGAUCAUGCAGCAACGGUCUCAAUUGUACAGACAUAACAAUUUACUCAUACCAUUUGGCAAUGAUUUUAGAUUCCAAAAUGCGUCGUUGGAAUUCGACAAUAUGGAUAAACUGAUCACCUACAUCAAUUCCAACUCGUCGUGGGGUGUCACUAUUCAAUACGCAACGUUGAAUGAGUAUUUUGAAAAGGUAGAAUCCAUAGAACCACCUGUUGAAUACGCCGACAUCGUCGGUCAGGACCUAUUCGUUUAUACAAUGUGUUUGGCGUCGGAUUACCAGGCAUUCAAUACUUGUGCAAAUUGGUGGUCUGGCUAUUACACCUCUUAUCCAUUACUAAAACAGACUGCAAGAGAUUCUGACUCACUAUUGAGAGUUGGUGAGAUGUUGUACUCGUUGAGUUGUUUCUAUUCAAAUGGCUUCGAUUUUGAUUUUAAUAUUGGUUUCUACGCAUUAAGCAUGCAUAGAAAUGUGAGUGGAAUACUAACACAUCACGAUGCUAUCACUGGCACUGCCAAGGAGUACGUACGGGUUAACUAUUUCCAAAUGUUAAACGAAGCACAGUCGUUGACUCUAGACUACAACAUACCCGAUUUCGUUGGAUUUUUAUUAUCAAAUAAAUCAUUAAAUAUUGAUUACCAAUCUAACGGUUCCUCUAUAUUGAAUUCGACAAAUCCUGGUGACAUCAUUGCAAUCUCAUUCACCAAUAGUAUAGCUUGGGAUAGAAUUGAAACCGUCUCUAUAGAAAUUCCAUUUGUUAAUAUGGCCGUAUACGACUACCAAUUAAAUCCAAUUCAAUCACAAAUUGUACAACGUUUUGAUAAAUCAAAUAAUUGGUAUCUUUAUUUCCAAGUUGCAACACCAGCAUUAGGUAUUUCAACCUAUUUCAUUGUAAUACUUUCAACAGAUGGUGAAAUAUUAAAUGAUAAUUCUAAAAAUUUACCAACUCCAAUUCAAUCAAUUUUAUCAAUUUCAAAUGAAUUAUUAUUUAAUGAUAAUGAUGAUGAAACUACAACAACCACAAUUGGUAAUUCAAAUUUUAAUUUAAAUUUUAAAUUUGAUAGAGAUAAUAAUAAUCUUUUAACAUUAAAUAGCUAUGAUGAUUUAUUUAAUAAUAAAAUUGGAAUUCCAAUUAGUCAACAUUUAAUUGAAUAUACAUCAUUAAGUGAUGAUGCAUAUAAAUUUAGAGUUCAAGGAUUACCAAUACCAUUAACACCAAUUAAUCCACAAUUUUAUUUAACAAUUGGUCCAGUUGUACAAAUUGUAACUAUAAUUUAUAAUAAUAAUUGUUCACAAUCUUAUUUAAUUUAUAAUGAUACAACUUCAUUUAAUCCAUUUGAAACUGAUAAUGAUAAUAAUAACAAUUCAAGAUUAAUUAAAAAUGAUCAAUAUUUUGAAAUUGAUAAUAUUGUUGCAUCAGGAUGGGAUAAAGAGAUAUCAAUGAAAUUUACAACAAAUAUUAAUAAUCAAAAUAUAUUUUAUACAAAUAAUGGUUUAGAAAUUAUGAAAAGACAAUGGGAAAUUCAUUGGAAUGAUACUUUUAUUUGGAGUGAAAUCACUAGUAACUUUUAUCCAAUGAUUAACACUGGUUAUAUAGUUGAUCAACAAGUUAGUGAUUAUCAACAGCAAUUAACCAUUUUAUCAAAACAAACAUUUGGUGCAAGUUCUCAAACAAAUGGUGAAUUUGAAGUAUUGUUAAUUCGUCGUUCAAAUUAUACUCAAUGGUCAGUACAUGAACCAAUGAAUGAUACAAGUAAUCCUUCGUUAAGAGUGUUGUGUAUAUUUGGUGAUCCAAAUUUUAGUAAUGAAAUUCGAACUCCUCAUUCAAUAUUAUUUGAAAAUCCAUUACAACCAGUUUAUUCAUUAAUUCCAAACUCAAUACCAAUUGAAAAAUAUAUUGAUACUUAUAAUACACUAUUUAAACCAUUACAAACUUCAUUACCAUACAAUUUACAUCUAUUAACUUUUACAAAACAAUGGAUUGAUUCACCUUCAAUUAUAAUGAGAUUAAUUAAUAUUUAUGAAAUUGGUCAAAGUAUUAAUUUUUCAAAAUCAAUUAAUUUUAAUAUUGGUAGUGGUGAUAAUAACAAUAACAAUAAUAAUAAUAAUAAUAAUGGUUUUUUAACUCAUUAUAAUAUUUCUCAAAUUAUUGAAACUACAUUAUCUGCAAAUUCUGAAUUAUCAAAUCCAACAAAUAAUUUAGUAAUUACUCUCGAACCUUUAGAAAUUAAAACAUUUUUAUUAACAUUAUCACCAAAACAAUAA
Molecule: messenger RNA, 3108 nt
Organism: Dictyostelium discoideum AX4
Lineage: Eukaryota; Evosea; Eumycetozoa; Dictyosteliales; Dictyosteliaceae
Gene: manB
Exons: 2
Coding region: 1-3108 (1035 amino acids)
Biological process (GO): carbohydrate metabolic process; mannose metabolic process
Cellular component (GO): extracellular region
Molecular function (GO): mannosidase activity; carbohydrate binding; alpha-mannosidase activity
Source: RefSeq, a predicted model, not a curated record